UUUGACAUUUGACAAUAUUAUGAAUUCACGACAAUUUUAGGUUAUUCGUGGAAAUUCAUUUAAUUUGUCCUAUUUUUCAAAAGUAUUAUAUAAAAAAGCCAUGCCUCUGCCCCCAGCUAGUGGAACGGGCAAAUACUACGCCUUAGCCGCCAAAUCUAUUCGUUUAAUCCGACAAGGAUGCACAAAUAGACCGUUUUUCCAUAUUUCGGUUACUCAGCGCAAACGCCUCAACAGCCAGCCAGUCAUUGAACAGCUGGGUUCAUACGACCCCAUGCCAAAUAUUCAUAAUGAGAAGCUUGUAGCGCUAAAUUUGGAAAGAAUAAAGUACUGGAUGGGACAAGGGGCUCAUGUUACUAACCCUGUUGCUGAGUUGUUAGGGUUAGCAGGAUUCUUCCCAAUCCAUCCACGAACAUAUAUGACUGCCUGGAGAAAUAGGAAAGCAGAAAAAGAAAGAAUAAUAAAAGAAGCAGAAGAAGCUGCUAAAAGUUCAUAGAUUUAAGAUGUGUAGUUUUUAUAUUAGUUAAUAAAAUUGUAGAUAUUUA
This is a messenger RNA of Colias croceus (clouded yellow), 542 nucleotides long. It is a transcript of the gene mRpS16, whose product is annotated as probable 28S ribosomal protein S16, mitochondrial. Gene Ontology annotation, molecular function: structural constituent of ribosome. The record is from RefSeq and is a predicted model, not a curated record. Gene Ontology annotation, biological process: mitochondrial translation. Lineage: Eukaryota; Metazoa; Arthropoda; Insecta; Lepidoptera; Pieridae. The coding region runs from base 101 to 493 and encodes 130 amino acids. Gene Ontology annotation, cellular component: mitochondrial small ribosomal subunit; ribosome. The transcript is spliced from 3 exons.